UACACAACAACUUGGAGGCGCUUUUGUGUGUGGUGACACUAUGUCCAAAAUGACUGGUUAAAAAUACGACAGGGUGUCUUUCUUAAAAGACAUAUUGAUUGUUUAUCAAUGCAACCAAGGCGUCGGACAAAUCCGCCCACUUAUUUCUGGCUGUCACUUGUUUCCAAGGACCUCUGCAGCGGACACGCAGUGACAGAGUGAAGUGUUAUUUACGUGUGGAUUGAGUCGUGUUUAGACCUACAUCCUCGUCUCCAGGCAUGGAGGACAAGGAUGAAGAGACCUGCAGUAUAUACCCGAGUCUUGUUCCCCUCGGGAAUAAGAUCAAGGCCCGGGUGCAGCAGUUUGCCGAGGACCAAUCAGAGAUCUCGAUGUUGACAGUGUUAAUAAUCGGAGCAGUGAUGCUGAUCUCCCUCAUCGUUGUGGUCGUGUUUCUUCUCUAUAAGCGGUACAAGUUAUCCAAAGAGCAGGCCGGUCCACAAUACCGGUUCAGGAAGAGAGACAAGGUGUUGUUCUACGGCAGGAAGAUCAUGAGGAAGGUCCAGACGCUGUCCUCCACCUCCAACCCCGCCUCCAACGCUGCGUCCCGCCAGCGGGUCAGGAAGCGAACCAAAGUCAUGUCUAUCGCACGCAAGAUUCUGCGGAUCCGGAAGGAGCCCCCAACCCUCCAGCCCAAGGAGCUGCCCCCCUCCCUGCUGGAGGCGGACCUGAACCAGUACGACGUCGAGACGUCCCACCUCCCCUCCGAGGUCCUCUACAUGCUCAAGAACGUCCGGGUGCUGGGUCACUUCGAGAAGCCCCUCUUCCUGGAGUUGUGUCGUCACAUGGUGGUGGUCCCGCUGCAGCAGGGGGAGGCCCUGUUCCGCCCGGGGGACCUGGACGACAGCAUCUACGUGGUCCAGGACGGACACCUGGAGCUCUGCAUCCACGAGAGUGAUGGGACGGAGGCGGUGGUGAAGGACGUGUUGCCAGGCGACAGCGUGCAUAGCUUGUUGAGCAUGCUGGACAUUAUCACUGGUUACCCGGCCCCCUAUAAGACGGUGUCGGCGCGAGCGGCGGCGUCCUCCACCGUCCUGCGGCUCCCGGCGACCGCGUUCCAGUCGGUGUUCGAGAAGUACCCCGAGACCCUGGUCCGGGUCAUCCAGAUCAUCAUGGUGCGACUGCAGCGGGUCACCUUCCUGGCCCUCCAUAACUACCUGGGCCUCACCACGGAGCUCUUCAACACGGAGAGCCAGGCUAUCCCCCUGGUAUCGGUGUCCCAGAUCCUCGGUGAAGCCCACCCCAGAAGGCUCAGUCGCCAGGCCUCGCAGACUGAAGACCCGGCUGCCGAAAAGACAGACGCAGGAGAAGCAAAAAGGGCCACCUUUGAGGCAAAAUGCAGGAAGUCCAGAUCUCUCUCCACACCAAUGGCAGUUACAGUGGACAUGACUACAGACCUGAACAAGGCGUUUGAGCGGGCACGUGUCCGAAAGGAAGAGGGGCCAUCGGUAUCCUCAUCACCGCCGGCCCAGAAGUCUAUCCUGAAGAAGAGUGUCACCAUGCUUCACACUCCCUCAGCAGUGUACCACUACAGCGAGAGUGGAAGAAGUCCCUCCUCCACCUCCACCUCCACCUCUACCCCCUUCAACCCCUCCACCAGCUCCAACACCUCCACCACCGCCCCCGCACCCGGCCAGGUCCACCACAACAGGAUCAACGCCAUCUUCCAGGCUGCCAAGAAGGAUCUGCUGAAGGCCAUCCAACUGCAGGACCCCAGUCUGCUGGAGGGCAGGGUGACCUUUCGCCAGGUGAAGGCUGGGUGUUUGGUGGCCAGCCAGGGAGACCAGGACGUGAGCGUGGCGUUUGUGGUCUCGGGGGUCCUCCACGUGUACCAGAGGAUGAUCGACCGGGAGGAGGACAGCCUGCUGUUCGUCACGCACCCCGGGGAGAUGGUGGGCCACCUGGCCGUGCUCACCGGGGAACCCCUCAUCUUCACCGUGCGCGCCCACCGGGACUGCACCUUCCUCUCCAUCUCCAAGGCCCACUUCUACGAGAUCAUGCGGGAGGACCCCCGGAUGGUCCUGAACGUGGCCCACACGGUGGUGAAGAGGGUCUCUCCCUUCGUCCGGCAGAUCGACUUUGCCCUCGACUGGAUGGCCCUGGAGGCGGGCCGUGCCGUUUACAGACAGAAUGACCGGUCCGACAGCACCUUCAUCGUGCUGAGCGGGCGUCUGCGCUCCGUCAUCGCCAAGGACGACGGGAAGAAGGAGCUGGCGGGAGAGUACGGGCGCGGCGACCUCAUCGGCGUGGUGGAGGCUCUGACCCAUAUGAACCGGGCCACCACGGUGCACGCCGUGCGGGACUCGGAGCUGGCCAAGCUGCCCGAGGGGGCGCUGAACUCCAUCAAGCGGCGCUACCCCCAGGUCGUCACGCGCCUCAUCCACCUGCUGGGCCAGAAGAUCCUGGGGAACAUGCAGCAGGUCAACGCGCCCCUGGCAGCGCGUGGUCUGGGACUCCACACCCCCACCAGUAAGUGGGACUCUGGGAACCCGGCCUCCAACCUCUCCACCGUCUCCAUCCUGCCCGUCUCUGACGACGUCCCCCUCACUGCCUUCACCCUGGAGCUGAAGCACGCCCUCAGUGGCAUCGGUCCCACUUUGCUGCUGACCAGUGAUUCCAUCAAACAGUGCCUGGGCUCUGCUGCUCUGGACAGCGUGCAUGAGUACCGGCUGUCCAGCUGGCUGGGGCAGCAGGAGGACAUCCACCGCAUCGUGUUGUACCAGUCGGACGCACGCCUCACCCCCUGGACCCAGCGCUGCAUCCGCCAGGCCGACUGCAUCCUGAUGGUGGGCCUGGGGGAGCAGGAGCCCGCCGUGGGCGAGUUGGAGCGUAUGUUGGAGGGCAGUGCGGUGCGGGCCCAGAAGCAGCUGGUUCUGCUCCACCGGGAGGACGGCCCCCCCCCACGGGGCACCGCUGAGUGGCUCAACAUGAGGAGCUGGAUCUGCCGACACCACCACCUGUCCUGCCCUCGCAGGGUCUUCAGCAAGAGGAGCCUGCCCAAACUGAGGGAGAUGUACCAGCGUGUGUUUGACAAGCCGGCCGACCGUCACUCCGAUUUCUCCCGCCUGGCUCGCGGUCUGACGGGGAACAGCAUCGCCGUCGUGCUGGGAGGGGGCGGGGCCAGGGGCUGCUCCCAGGUGGGCAUCCUGCGGGCGCUGACGGAGGCCGGCAUCCCCAUCGACCUGGUGGGCGGGACCUCCAUCGGCUCCUUCAUCGCUGCGCUGUACGCCGAGGAGAAGAGCUGCAGGCGCAUGUGUGCCCGCGCACAGGAGUUUGCCGUGGAUAUGACCUCUAUCUUCAAGAAGGUCCUGGACCUGACCUACCCGGUGACCUCCAUGUUCUCUGGAGCCUCCUUUAACUCUAGCAUCAGCUCCGUCUUCAAGGGGAAACAGAUCGAGGACCUUUGGAUCCCCUACUUCAACAUCACAACAGACAUCACAGCGUCUUCCAUGAGGGUGCACACUGACGGUUGGCUUUGGAGGUACGUGAGGGCCAGCAUGUCUCUGUCCGGCUACCUCCCUCCACUCUGCGACCCCAAAGACGGACACCUGCUGAUGGACGGUGGAUACAUCAACAACCUGCCAGCCGACGUUGCGCGGAGCCUCGGUGCAAAGAUUGUGAUCGCCGUCGACGUGGGCAGCCAGGACGAGGACGACCUCACCAACUACGGGGACAGCCUCAACGGCUGGUGGUUGCUAUGGAAACGCUUCAACCCGCUGAGCGAGAAGGUCAAGGUGCUGAACAUGGCGGAGAUCCAGACGCGACUGGCGUACGUGUGCUGCGUGCGGCAGCUGGAGCUGGUGAAGGACAGCGAGUACUGCGAGUACAUACGGCCACCCAUCGACCGCUACGGCACGCUGGACUUCGGCAAGUUCGACGAGAUCGCGGACGUGGGCUACCAGCACGGCAAGACGGUGUUUGAGGUGUGGCAGCGUGGCGGGGUGGUGGACAGCAUGCUGAAGGACCGCCACCAGGAGGAGUUCCACAAGACCAAGAGCGGCAACGUGGUCACGUGUCCCAACGCCUCCUUCACCGACCUGGCGGAGAUCGUGUCCAGAAUCGAACCGGUCAAGAGCACGGCGAUAGAGGAGGAGUAUUCAGACGACGGCCAGACGGACUACGAGGAGGAGGACGCCGCGGGGAGCGCCCUGUCGGACUACGAGAUGUCCUACCUGACCGGCGAGCUGACGGAGGAGGAGGAGACGGCCGACACUGCCGAGACGGAUGAGGAAAUCCAGAUCAGACAUCGACACCGACAGAAGGGCGAGGAGCACGAUGGUCAUUGACCUUCAUCGUCAUCAUCAUGAACAAGGCUAUGACCCGUAGACCGACACCUGUCCAGACAGCACACCUGUCCAGACAGUCAUGUGUUUCUACCAGUGCACUUUGUAGAAGGUACUUAUGCACUAGCAAUCAUGAAGAACGCCCAUUUGCACCAUUUUGGCAUGGCCCAAAUAUAGGAAGAAUAGGACAAUAAGCCAAUAAGAAUGUCGUUGGUGGUAAUGGAAUUUUGGUAAUGUUUAUUAGUUCAUCUUGAAAUGAUUUGUCAUUAUUGGUAAACAUUGUUGUGUGUGACUGCCAUAGCGUCUUUCAUGCGAGAUUUGGAAAAAACUAAAUUUUUAUUAGCCUAGGUUACAGUAUGAUUUUAUUUAGAGUCGUACACUACUACAACCCUCGAUUCAUCACAAAAGGGCAGAGUAUCGUCACAAACAACUCCCAAGAUGGAUUCUGAUUUACAAAUGGCUGCUCACCCAUGGCCUUUACUCCCUGUGUGAUCGACGAAGCUGUGAAAUGUCACAAAGUAUAGGUUAUACAAGCAUAAACACACUAAUGGUACGUGUGAAACACUGUGACUAAAUGGCCCGAACACGGUCAUGCCAAUCUAACAAAUGAUUUACCGUAGCCAAAUCCUAAUGCAAUAAUCGAGUACAGUAUUACCUCAUUAACAACAGAGUGUUUGUGUGUGUGUGUGUGUGUGUGUGUGUGUGUGUGUGUGUGUGUGUGUGUGUGUGUGUGUGUGUGUGUGUGUGUGUGUGUGUGUGUGUGUGUGUGUGUGCGCGAAAGAGCUGAAUGUAAUCGGCUAACUCGUGUAAUUUCUACCUAGGAUAAUGCCGGGCGACAGCCAAUCAGUGCAAUAUCAGGCUAAUGUAUUGUGAAGGUGACUAAAUAUUAGUUUAUGUGACUGCGGGACAUUAUGAGGUCUAAUAAGCUAAUGGUGCCUUUAUUUACUUGUGUUUAGGCCUUCUGUUUUAAGUAACAUUUUAAAUUGUUUCAAAUCCUUUUUACCUAUGAUCAAUUCUAAUACUGAUUUAUAAUGAAGACAUCUGAAUUUUAUGAUUUUCAUUGUUGAAGAAAUGGAAUUUAAUUUGAGGCUAUUUGAAUAUUCUUGUGUUUUGAAUAAGUCAUAAUGAAACAAAGGGAGUAUAAAGGGGAAAACAAAAGGCCUAUUAGGCCGGCUACUUAAUGAGACUGACGGUUGUAUUGUACGUUAAGUUGCACAUCAAAUAAAAACCUGUAAACAGGA
Molecule: messenger RNA, 5560 nt
Organism: Gadus morhua (Atlantic cod)
Lineage: Eukaryota; Metazoa; Chordata; Actinopteri; Gadiformes; Gadidae
Gene: pnpla7b
Product: patatin-like phospholipase domain containing 7b
Exons: 35
Coding region: 258-4322 (1354 amino acids)
Biological process (GO): lipid metabolic process
Cellular component (GO): endoplasmic reticulum
Molecular function (GO): phosphatidylcholine lysophospholipase A1 activity
Source: RefSeq, a predicted model, not a curated record